This is a messenger RNA of Amoebophrya sp. A25, 4959 nucleotides long. The record is from the annotation of a GenBank genome assembly. Lineage: Eukaryota; Dinophyceae; Syndiniales; Amoebophryaceae.
UUAUAUUCGCUGACCCUACCUAGGUCACCCAUCAUCCUCGGAGGCGAGCAUGUGCCCGUGAGGCUCGCUGAGAAGGAUUCACAACCUAACCUAACCUAGGUUGAUCUUGAUUCACCAGCUCCGGUUUGGUGAGCCGCAACAGGAUUAGGUACUAGAAUAGACCGCGUCCUCCACCCCUACUGAGUCCUCAGGACUAGCUCGCGGGUCCUAGCCUAGAAGAACUACAACCAUCACCUUAUCCUCAAGAGGAUUCCCCUCCAUCAGUAGCUAUAGCAUCAUCAUGGCGUCACUACGUCGUGCCUUGCUAGCUUUCAAGCUGUUGCUUUUCUUUGAAUUUGCUGUGCCUCUCAGGGCGUCGAACAGCGAUGAAGAUGAGGAAGGCUCGUUACCGGACCCAGCAGAAGAUGAGGGUAAUUAGUUCCAGUACAAGCUUAAGAUAAAAAGGACGAGUUCUUAGGCACAUACCUCUUGCUAGGCACAUUCAUUCAUUCAUAUUUCUGCGGACGAUCAUACCAGUGCUUACCUUGUAUUUUAGUACUUCAGAGUAUGACCUUGGUAUCAAACGAGUUCUUUAUGAUGCAAACAGAUAGGUUACUUGUUCAGCAGUGACAAGUGGACUAAUACAUAGAAUAGUUCUCUCCCAAUCCAUAGCCAUACAUUGUUUUUCUUAUGUAAGUAGGUACUUACUCUUACAAAGUACUAGUAGUAGAUGUUAAACAUUCACGUUCAGAAGUUUCAGACUCUUCAUCAAACUUUUUUUUGAAAAUCAGGUAACGACGAUGGUGAGAGUGAUGAGGAUUCAGCAGAAGGGGCUCAAGGAGACAUGCCGCCUCAAGGAGGUGUCGACCCGAUGAUGCAAAAAAUGCAAUUACCUGUCUAUAUCUUAUGAAGCAUGUUGCAAUUGCGAUUGCCUGUUUAAGAAGUUGUACUUAGAUCCAAGAAGUAACAACACAAUUCAGUGUUACUUAAGGCUCAAAACAAUUCAUUUCUGCAAGUUUUUUCUUGCAGUUUCCUUCUUGGGAUUCUGAAAAAAUGCAGGCAAGAAAUGAAUCGUUUUGAGCUCUAAGUUACUACGUAUCAUGUUCAAGUUCAACAUGUCGUCAAUCCUACACCUGCUUAAAGAACUUCUGAGAAUGAAUCGACCUUGACGUUCGCCUUUACCUUCACACAAUAUUUCUAAGAUUCGACCCAACGAUGGGGGAAGACAUAAGGGAGCCUGACGCGGCACACAGAACAAAGGCGUGUCUCUACCUUGCCAGGAGUGCAGUUGGCGCAGGUCAGCAAGACAUAGGGGUAAAGCAAGCGAGCGAGACCUUACUUGCACAGGUAUAUUGUCCUUCUAUCAAUCUGUUUAUUUUUGUAUCGAAGCUAUCAAUCCUCUUCCUGAAUCAACCUUCACAAUCACCAUGGAAACUGAAAAAACAAAAUCUACAAUAAUUUACAUCCUAGAAGUACUUGUGUUCGUCAAAGAACAAGGCUCAUGAUGAUCCAGACUUCAAAAAACAGGAUAUAAGUCUGACCAACAAGAACAAGAAACUAUACUGCCAUCCUCAACAAACACAUGUAAGUUUAGCAACAAAUAACUAUAGGGCCAUCCGCAACAAAUGCAUGGGGAUAUUUUAGUCGUCUCUGCGUACGCACAAUGCUACAAAGACAUAUCGGAAACGGAUGUGGCUGAUCUGGUGCUACUUGAUUUUUUGUUUGUUCGAUCUUACGGCACUGGCAACGCGUAGGAUAUAAUCCCUUGAGUUUCUUGGACAGUGCUGCUCGUCUGGAGGUUUCAAGAUAAACACUGACCUGAGAAGUCAGUUUGGGAAUCCAGAUGUAUGUUUUUUCGACUACAUGCGUCACUAGUACAGAAGUAUUCCGAGUAUAACGACAACGAGUGUUUGAUUUCUUGAGUCAGCUAGAUGAGCCUCGUCUAAGAUUCAUCUCUCUACAACUCUCCUUAGAUUUCCAAACUCUUUCACCCAUUCAACAUCUCCUUCCCAUUACGCUCCGUUCCAAAUUCUCUUCCCAGGUAGUCGAAGAGACUGGGGAAUUGGACUUCGAAAAUCCAAAAUUUCGAGAGGUGGCUCAAGAAAUGAUAGGCGGCGGAACUUUGCUGACACCACAUGAUCCAAUGAUUAAGGCAAAAAAAUGUUGGAAAUUCAGUUUCAGAAUUUUCUGCUAUUAUAUAUAAUGCAUCAGAUUUUUCAGGUAAACAAGGUGAUAUUUAUUACACCACGUAUUAAUUAGAAGUACUUGAAUUUGAAAAUGAAAACAAUAGCGGAACACGAUAGAUGAACUAGGAGUACUAGUCAAUAGUCUACUAGUAUCAGGAUAAGCGAUGUUGACGUACCAGAAACAGAAUCACCUCAUGUGAUCCACAUCAUGAUGAAGUGUCAAGCUGAUGGCGCGCUCUAUAGAACAAUUAUUCACGAACGUAAGGCACCAUCUCCCACCUUACUUUCUUGGUCCAUUCAAUCAUGGACCGCCAAACGUAGCCUAUUGCUCUUUCAGGGAUACUCCGGUCUAGGUCUAUUUUUUCGUCCCCUUACGUAGGGAUAAUAGUCUCGAGGCCGUCUCAUGAUAGGGGAAGGGGCUAUAGUCUCGAGGCCGUCUCAUAUCUUGUCUUGCCAGUAGUCGAGAAUGGCUACUUAAGCCGCAUGAUGAUGAUGAUGAAGAAUUAUCGGUGAUAACAUGAUGAACGAGGUGAUUGAAAGUCCUCGUGGUUGAAAGUCUUGGUUGAUAAAUUCUUCUCUUUCAUGAUCGAGUCUACUUUUCUAAGAAUCCCAAAAUAUCAGUGCAGAGGUUUGCGCUGCUUCAAACAGCGAUCCGAGAGGAGCAGGCGAUGCUCCAGAAGUUCCAUGCAGCCAAGAUGGCGGCUAAGCAAAAGUUAAGGAAGAGACACAAGUAGUCAGAUUACUUAAUAAUAGCGCCGGCGCUUCGUUAGUUUUAGCAGUUAGCAGGAUACUUUAGGACACUUGUUGAUAGUGACCCUUUUCUCUUUUAUAUCUUCCGCUGGUCUGUCUUUUUUCUAGUUAGGUCGGCUCCACCACAAAUAAUAGCGUGGGAGGGCUGGUUUUGUUUAAGCAAAGUUAGGCUUAACAUGAUUAGUACCGCAGAUGGGAACCUUCAAGGAAGAAAGGAACAGACGCGUCAGGACCGUCCUUCCGGUGUGAGCUAGGAUUCUGACUGAGUAAUUUUCUCUUCUUCUCAGAAGUUAGACUACUAGACUUAUCUAUGACGUGGUAGGGCUUUGUCUAAAACCCUCGUUUUGCUACUGUUUGUUACUUAGAUUUACUCACUCGUCACGGAGGAUGAGGAUGAGACGCUACUUCUCUGCUACCUCUAAAGAAGCCGAAGAAGAAAAGGAAAAAUGCCGCAUCUUCUUCUACUGCGUCAUCUGGGAGCUUCCUCGAUGGAUGGACCGGCAUGUUGUACAUCGUGAUUGUGAUCGCUAUCCUGUGUGCUUAAGGCUUUGCUCCUGUCUCAAAAGUAGACAUUAAUGGAUACAAAAGAGGUGCCAUGAUGAAGAUAGCUGGCCAUGUCAUCAGUCAUCUGUCGAUAAAGAAGCUCCUUUAAACUCUACUGCUAACUGAGAUGACUUGGUUGUACUGUAUCCUGACUUGGUUGUACUAUAUCCUGACUCGGUUGUACUGUAUCCUGAGUCGGUUGUACUGUAUAGUCCCGCCACCUUUUGUACAGUGUACUUGUUGAACAAGCAAGAAGGACCGACAGGAGUGACAUGAUUUUUUAGAAAAUAACCUAAGUAAACUUCGUGAUCUUUUGACUCCACGAACUCGCUGACGAGGAUACUAUCCGAUAAACCUUUUCUUGUAUCUUCGAACUGUGGUUGAAAUGCUGUAGCUCGGACUUCUGUAUCUAGAACUUCAACUUUCUAGAACUUCUAACCCUCGGUAACCCUAUGGGCGAUCGCAAUGCUGAAUGGGUUCAAGGGGACCAAGAAGAGUGCACUUGGGCCUUCAACCAAACAGAAGCGCGAAAUGGCCAAGAAGGAAGCAGCGACGGCGAGACGAAAGAUGCCAACGAAUAAGUGACACUGAGAAAGAGAACAACAAUAGGAUUUUUAUUGUAGUGGUGGAUUACACUGAGUUUCUUGAUAUUCUAAGGUCUACAUGCCUAUUGUAGUGGCGGAACGUCGUCGAGAAGGAGAACAACAAUAGGAAUUGGAAUAGAUAUUAAAUGUUCACGUUGUUGUUCUACUCCUGUAGUUGUAGAUACUACCUAGGAAUAGUUGUAUGUAGUUAGAGGAACAAGAAGUAUCUACCAUGUAGACGUAGAGGAGGGGGAGUAUCUAUCGGGACGUAUCUAUCAUGUAGAAGUAGAAGAGGAUACUUUUCUAGUAGAGGUAGUAGUCUCUUCUGUAUUGUUUGAUUUGUAUUGAUGGAACUGGAGCACAAAAAAAUUGGAAUUUUUUGAGUUUGACUAGCAGCUCUACAUUACAAGGACAAGAUUUUGUUGGAAAUUGUUUUACUAUUUAAUAUUAGAUUCGUAAUGUUCAUGCUCAUCCUGACACGUCGAUUCUGACGCGUAGAAUCCGUAGCCUCAUCGUCAACUACGUCAUUUGAUAAAUCGAACAUUCUGGUGUCUUCUUGUCGUCAUGAUCACAGCGAUUAUUUAUCAGUCUCCAUGUACGUCGAUCUCAAAGUGUCAUAUCGUCAAUGACACAUCAACAAUUUCAGAUUUAAUGAUCCAUGACGUGAUGCUGCUGAAGAACAAGGUGAAUUCUGAAAGAAGUCCAUUAAUUGAGUCCUUUGAGAUGUAGGCAGUCUGUUAUUUUAUGCUAAGCAACACUCACAGUCAUGUCGAUGUCACACAGCAUAGAAUUUGUAACGAAAGGAAGAGGGUGCUGGUGCUGUGUGUGAGGUGGAAUAGGAAUUUUAAGGAGCACCAGUAGAAGAGGCAGCAAACUAACAUACUAUUCCUUCUGGGUCGUGGCUUCUUGAUUUCAGG